AUGAUCAUCACACGACAGCUCGACAACCAACCUUCGCUUCCAACAACAUUCGUUGACGCUUUCACUGUCGCUUACAGCAACGCAAAGUCGAACUGUCGAACUCAGUAUCAGCAACCACAACAACAAUCUUCAACCUCAUCCUCAGCAAAAAUGGGCGCCCAAAGCAUUCCAGCUGUCUCUGAGCGUGUUAUGCUCGGCAACCAGAUCGCGGAGAAUGGCCCUCGCAUCCUCAUUUGUCCCAGCGGCUUCAAGGAGAGCCUUGGUCCAAACGAGGUAGCGGACUGCAUCGAAGCUGGCGUGCUCCGAGCUGUUCCCACCGCGAAGAUCAUGAAAGCUCCCAUGGUCGAUGGCGGUGAGGGCUUCACCGAAGCCCUUGUGGCAACCACUGGAGGUCAGCGCCGAUUCUUGGAAGUCACAGGACCAGUGCGUGAGACCGUACCAUCCCACUACGGCUUUCUCGGAAACACACCCACCCCAACAGCAGUUGUCGAAAUGGCAGCCGCUGCUGGGCUGAGCAUUGUGCCACGCGACCAGCGCAACCCCCUUUACACCACGACAUUUGGUGUGGGACAGCUCAUCAAGGCAGCCCUCGAUGACGGCGCCAUGAACAUCCUGCUGGGAUGCGGAGACUCCGGUACAUGUGACGGCGGCAUCGGAAUGGCACAAGCACUGGGAGCCCGUUUCUUCACCACCAAGGGGACAGAAAUCCCACCUGCUCAGGGCGGCGCAUCGUUGACUGACCUGGCAGCCGUCGAUUUGACAGGCCUUCACCCGAGACUUCAGGAAUGCAGCAUUGAUGUGGCAUGCAACUGGCACAACGUCCUCUGCGGACCGAAAGGUGUCGCACGAGUGUUUGGGCCGCAGAAGGGAGCCACUCCAACCGAGGUCGAGCUUCUUGACAUGGCCAUGAUCCGGGUGGGCACGGUCGUGAGCGACGCAAUCGGCAGGGACAUCAGCUACGCUCCUGGAAGCGGCGCCUCCGGAGGAAUGGGCGCUGGUCUGCAGCUCAUUGGUGCCCAGCUGCACCCACGAUUUGACAUUAUUACCAAGUUUUUGAACAUCAACAGUCUUGUCAAGGACUGUGAUGUUGUCAUCACUGCCGAGGGCGGCAUCGACGAGCAGACGCCACGGGGCAAGAUUCCCGCAGAAGUAGCUCGCAUUGCCAAGUCCCGAGGAGUACCAGUCAUCGCACUCGCUGGCACUGUUGGCAAGGGCGCUAGCUGCAACUACGAGGCUGGUAUCGAUGCGUAUGCCAGUAUCCUGCAAGCCCCUGUCACCCUCCAGGUGGCCAUUGAGGAGGCCGAAAGGCUGCUCACUGACGCUGCGGAGAGUGUCACACGCAUGGUGAUGGUCGGUUGGAGUUUGAAGCGUUUCAGAGCCCCGUCCCCUCUUCCACCAACGGGAGCUGCUAUGGCGUUCAAGAGGAGCAGAACGUUUUGUUAUUAA
This is a messenger RNA of Cercospora beticola, 1446 nucleotides long. Its product is annotated as glycerate kinase family protein. Gene Ontology annotation, molecular function: glycerate kinase activity. The record is from RefSeq and is a predicted model, not a curated record. Lineage: Eukaryota; Fungi; Ascomycota; Dothideomycetes; Mycosphaerellales; Mycosphaerellaceae.